Lentinula edodes (shiitake mushroom) is the source of this 1575-nucleotide messenger RNA. RefSeq lists its product as uncharacterized. Bases 114 to 1466 code for a protein of 450 amino acids. Lineage: Eukaryota; Fungi; Basidiomycota; Agaricomycetes; Agaricales; Omphalotaceae. Gene Ontology annotation, cellular component: cytosol. The record is from RefSeq and is a predicted model, not a curated record. Gene Ontology annotation, molecular function: serine-tRNA ligase activity; ATP binding; tRNA binding. Gene Ontology annotation, biological process: seryl-tRNA aminoacylation. The transcript has 8 exons.
CUAUACAGACCAGAUAAGGACUCGGAGAUACGAUAAGCGCUUUAGAUGUUCGAUUAGCGCCAAUCGAUUCGAGUCAACUUUUCUUUUACUUUCUUCGCUGGCAACUUCUCAAUAUGACUCUCGACGUGCUACACUUCAUCGAUAAUAAGGGCGGAAAUGCUGAAGAAAUUAGGGAGUCCCAACGGAAAAGAGGUCACUCAGUCGAGAUUGUGGAUGAAAUCAUACAGAUGUACAAUGAUUGGGUGAAGAUGGAUUUCGAAGCAAAUGGGCUUAGCAAACAGGUCAAUGCUGUCCAGAAAGAGAUUUCAGCGAAAAAGAAGGUAAAAGAAUCGGCAGAUGAUCUUGUAGCGAAGAAGAAAGACCUUGAUGCUCAAGUCGAGGCAAAGCGGAAAGAAACGAAAGAAUUUGAAGCACUGAUGCGCAAGAAGGCUUCUGGUGUUGGAAAUAUUGUCGGACCCAAAGUACCUGUCAGUGACACGGAGGACGAUAACUCCAUCAUACGGACGUGGCAUCCCGCAAACGAAACUGACACACCUUCUGAACGGGCUGGAAUCAUGCCUCAUCAUGAAGUGUUACUUAGAUUAGAUGCUAUGGACCUUGAUCGAGGUGCUAAGGUUGCUGGGCAUCGAGGAUACUACCUCACCAACGAUGGAAUUGAUCUUAACCAAGCACUAAUUUCAUACGGCCUUGAUUUCCUACGGAAGAAAGGCUACAAGAAGAUUCAGCCUCCGUUCAUGAUGAACAAGGAUUGGAUGGCUAAAACAGCCCAAUUAGACCAAUUCGACGAGGAACUAUACAAGGUUAUCGCAGACGACGACGAGAAAUAUCUCAUCGCAACUUCGGAGCAACCCAUUUCAGUUUUCCAUUCAGACGAAUGGCUAGAAAAGACCCAACUCCCCAUCCGAUACGCGGGUUACUCGACGUGUUUCCGGAAAGAAGCUGGUUCUGCCGGGCGAGAUAUGUGGGGUAUCUUCCGUGUUCAUCAAUUCGAGAAGGUGGAACAAUUUAUCGUAGAUGACCCGGAGAAGAGCUGGGAAACUCUAGAGAACAUGAUCUCCAACAGCGAAGAGUUUUAUCAGAGCCUUGGGCUAAGGUAUCAAGUCGUGGGUAUUGUCUCUAGCGCACUGAAUUUGGCAGCUGCGAUGAAAUACGAUCUGGAGGCCUGGUUCCCGUUCCAGAAGGGAUAUAAGGAGCUUGUAUCGUGUUCGAAUUGUACUGACUACCAGUCUCGCCGAUUAGAGGUCCGAUGCGGUCUGAAGAACAAGGAUCAAACGCGUAAAGUUUACUGCCACAUGUUGAACGGUACUCUCUGCGCUACCGAGCGCGCCCUUUGUUGUUUGGUGGAGAACCACCAAACCCCCGAUGGUGUUGCGAUUCCUGAAGUUCUCCAACCUUACAUGCAAGGCCGCACGUUUUUGCCCUGGGUCAAGGAGCUGCCGAAGGGUCUACAGAAAAAGACUGCAUAGAUCGAUAGUCAACGCUUAGCCCUUUGUUUCUUGUGUUGACGUACCGUAUUCGUAUAUAUACUUUCGUGAUAAGUAAAUGUUCAUUCUUAGUCUGCUCAACAUCGCGAUU